Nymphalis io (European peacock) is the source of this 997-nucleotide messenger RNA. It is a transcript of the gene CPR6, whose product is annotated as larval cuticle protein LCP-17-like. Gene Ontology annotation, molecular function: structural constituent of chitin-based larval cuticle. Gene Ontology annotation, cellular component: chitin-based extracellular matrix. NCBI's taxonomy places the organism in Eukaryota, Metazoa, Arthropoda, Insecta, Lepidoptera, Nymphalidae. The record is from RefSeq and is a predicted model, not a curated record. The coding region runs from base 29 to 427 and encodes 132 amino acids. The transcript is spliced from 4 exons.
ACUUGAAUUGUACGAACCGCAUUUAAAAAUGAAAUUCCUCAUCGUCUCCGUCCUAGUGGCGUGCGUCUGCGCUGACGUUUCGCACAUCGUCGGCAAGAAGGACGAGUCACAGGCUACGAUCCUGAAGCAAGAGCUGGACGUCGGGAAAUUGGGAGAAUAUCAGUGGUCCUAUGAGACCGAGAACGGUAUCGCGGCGAGGGAGCAGGGCGCCCUCAAGGACGUACCCGGGGCUGAGGUACCAGCUCAGGUGGCACAGGGAGAAGCGAGAUGGACGGCACCAGACGGCCAAGUGGUAGCGUUCCAGUACACGGCCGACGAGAAUGGUUACAACGCACAGGGUCCCUUCAUACCCACACCGCACCCCAUCCCAGCAGAGAUUCUCCGCUCAAUCGAGUACAUCCGAGCUCAUCCGCCAAAGGAGAACUAAGACCGACGCGAAACCAACCAUCUCUAUCUUUCAUCAAGAGCGAGACGACGUUAGUUUUAAGCGCCCGCGACAAAAAGAGAUAUCGUAUAUCUAUCACGGCCAGUAAAUUAGACAAGUGCGUUCGGAUCGUAUGAACUUCGAUCACGUGACAUCGAAACGAACGCCACUUGUCUAUGGCCGCUGUUCUUAUAUCGGAAACCGGUUUAAACUGGAUCGUUAAUGUGACCUUGUAUGAAUAUUAUGGGACGGCGUGAACUGAUAUUCAAUAUACUAAAGCAACGGAAUUUCAAUGUCCCAUCGCUGGGCUAAGGCUGUACUGUUCAUGGAGUUUUGUAUCCAAAUUGUUGUAACGCCGCUAGAUGGCGCUGUACCAGAGCAACUCUCACACAGUUCAAUCGGCCGCCAUGAUAAUUUUCAUGCAUACGGACACCAUACGGUCAUUUUGGGUUUUGUACCAACCACAAGGUUCAGUAGAUUAACUAUCUCUUGCUGUUACGAUAAUACUCACACCGUAUAUAUAAGUUUUCUGAUUUCUAUGAAGUCGAAAUGCCAUAAUAUAUUAUUUUGUAA